AUGCAGGAGCCGAUGUGCCUGAUUACCAACGAGGAGGAUGGAGGUCUGAGGGUGGAGCAGGAGGCUCUAGCGAUCCUGCAGCAGAUCAAGCAGCCGGUGGUGGUGGUGAGUAUUGUGGGGCUCUACCGCACCGGGAAGUCCUACCUGAUGAACCGACUGGCUGGAAAACAAUCAGGCUUUGCCCUGGGCAGCACAGUGGAAUCCAAGACCAAAGGAAUCUGGAUGUGGUGUGUGCCUCACCCCUCUAAACAAGGACACACACUGGUGCUGCUGGACACAGAGGGAUUGGGAGAUGUGAACAAGGGAGACCCAAAGCACGACACAAAGAUCUUUGCUCUGGCCAUUCUUCUGAGCAGCACUCUGGUGUACAACAGCCGCGGCACCAUUGACAACAGGACUGUGGAGGAGCUCCAAUAUGUUACAGAGCUUACUAGAUUUAUAAAGGUCAGAUCGUCUGAUGAAGAGGGAGACGAUUCAGAGUUUGUGAAGUUCUUCCCAAAUUUUGUCUGGACCGUGAGGGACUUCACUCUGGAGCUAAAGAUCGGUGGUCAGGAUGUGACAGGGGAUGAAUACCUGGAGUAUGGCCUUCAGCUGAAGAAAGGUUGUUCAGGAAAUGUGGUGGCGUACAACCUUCCAAGAGAGUGCAUCCGAAAAUAUUUUCCAUCUCGGAGAUGUUAUCCAUUUCCAUUUCCGACUAAUCCAGAGAACAUGUCUCGUUUGGAGAGUUUGAAUCAAGAUGAGCUUUCUGCUGCUUUUUUGGAGGUUGCAAAACAGUUUUGUACCUUUGUUUUUGAACACAGCCAAGAAAAAUUAAUGAAAGGUGGAUACAUCGUCAGUGGGAAAGUCCUUGGUGAUCUAGCAAAGACGUACGUAGACACCAUCUCCAGUGGUGGAAUGCCCUGUCUGGAGAAUGCUGUGGUCGCCAUCUCAGAGAAGGAGAAUGAAGCUGCAAAAGAAGAUGGGCUUCGUUUGUAUCGGAGUGGUAUGGACCAGCUGAAGCAAACCUUUCCUGUAGAGCUGCAGGUCGUGACCUCUAAACAUCGGGAACUCAACAGCAUGGCCAUUCGGGAGUUCAUGAAGCGAUGCUUUAAGGAUGAUGAGGGAGUCUUUAUGGAAUCUUUGGAGAAAGAAAUUGAUGAACAUUUUAAGCAGUAUUUACAAAACAAUGAGGAGGCUUCAAAGAACAAAUGCCAGGAUAUUUUGGAUCAUCUAUCUGCUGAUAUGGCCGAUAAACUCCAGAAGGGAAGCUAUGCUACAUCUGGAGGCUACAAACUCUACCGCCAGGACAUGGAUCAUAUUGUGGAGGAAUACAACAGUCAGACCAAUGAAUCAGUCAAGGCUAAAGAAGUCCUGGAGAAGUUUGUGACGAAGAAAAGCGAGGAAUCUGAACACAUCAGACAGGCAGAUAGCAAGCUGAGGGAGAAAGAAAAACGCAUUUGUGCGGAGAAAGAGAAAGCUUUUCUCUUGGAACAGAAGAUGGAGGCUGAACAGGAAGAGAAGCACUUGUUGGAGGCAAAGAUGAAAGCAGACCAGGACACUUAUGAAGAGAGAAUGAAACAGAUGGAAGGAAAACAUGAGGAAGAGAAGAGACGUAAUGAGCAGGAGUUUGAGAGAGCUCUCGAGAGCAAGAUGAGUGAGCAGAAGAUUAUGCUGGAAAAGGGUUUUGAAGAGCAAGCCAAGAAGCUGCUGGAGGAGAUAGAUCAGUACAAGAAGGGGUGCGAGGAGAUUCAGGCCAAAUAUGAUACGGAGGUUAAGCUGGUGAGGGAGAAUCUUAAGGUGGAGAAGCAGGAGCUGGAGCAAAGACAUGAGCAGGAAUUGGCUCGACUCAAGCAGCAACACGACGAGACCAGGAACCAACACAGCGAGACCAUAAAUAUCUUGGCACAUGGAUUGAAAUCCAAAGACUCAAAAUGUUUUAAGUGUGUUAUCUUGUGAUCAAGAUCACGGUUUCAUUUCCGAGCUACAAUAACUACCCAGUUUUGUUUGCUGUUUUCUUAGUGUAUACUCAGUGGGCUGCUGCCAUCACCACCAAAAAGGUGUCUAAUGGCCUGUAUAGACUACACAAUUUCAGCCUGAUUUUGCCAUGAUUGUGCCGUGGCCAACAAAUUUCCAUUGUCGUGUCUGAAUAUUCAAAGUCAGGAACGACGCUCAAAAGAGGAAGUGUCUUGUAAUGUGACUGACCCACUAUUUAUUUUCUGCGACAUUCCACGACGUUCUGACCAAAAGUCUAGCAUGUCCGAAUUUGUGGGGAAUCUACGACUCCCGUGUUGACACUGACACUGUGAGGACACGUGACUAGAAGGCUACGAUAGAUGAUCUUGUAAUGUGGCCACUCUUACGACCAAGACGAGAAGGCUACGAUAGAUGAUCUUGUAAUGUGGCCACUCUUACGACCAAGACGAGAAGGCUACGAUAGAUGAUCUUGUAAUGUGGCCACUCUUACGACCAAGACGCAGCAAGAUUUUGUGGUUUUUUGAUCGCCUAGUCUGACAUCAAUCAUAAAAGAUAAUAGUGAAAGACAAAAACAUUGUGUGGCCUGUACAGGUCAUAACAUGUGCUCACUUCCAUCCUCUUGUUCACUACCAAGGCAGCUAGGCAGGAAGCCCCAGAGUGGUAGAGAAAACAGAGUGGCGACACUCCCGCAGGAGACCGCAGGAAGAUGGAAGCACUUUUCCAUGCCAGAUUUCGGAUUAUGGGAGUUUUGGAACUAAAAACAGGCAUUUGGGCAAGGUGUUUUUUUUUACUGAAGAAUAUUAAUUUCUUCAAGAGAUUUCCCUCUUUCUCAGAAUAAAUGUGUUUCCCUUCAAGGUAUUUUUCCUUGUUGUUUUCAUUGUCAGAUUACAA
Messenger RNA from Sardina pilchardus (European sardine), 2844 nucleotides. RefSeq names its product guanylate-binding protein 1-like. Bases 1 to 1935 code for a protein of 644 amino acids. The record is from RefSeq and is a predicted model, not a curated record. Lineage: Eukaryota; Metazoa; Chordata; Actinopteri; Clupeiformes; Clupeidae. The transcript is spliced from 10 exons. Gene Ontology annotation, molecular function: GTPase activity; GTP binding.